GGAAAGUUAUUUUACAGUUUGUACUUUCGAUUUCAAGUUAUUCAUUUGUGUUGACUGUUGACUAGAAAGAUUGUAUAGGGCAUUUAAAUCUGCAUACUGCGGGAUAUGAUACAUACCACUAAUAGUUUAUGAUAAAAGAGGAAUCAUGGCGGACUUUCUUAAACAGACGCACGAACUUUUGUUAACUAGUCAGGCAGAAGUGGUGAAGGUGGUCAAUGAAUUUGUUUUAGAGAUCUCUAAAAAGUACAAGACAUACAUUCCAAACUCAAAGACAGACAAGAAGCAGAAAGCUUUCCAUGAAGUGAAGACUUGGAUGGAUGAUGCUAUGAAGAAACUAAAUUUUGUUAUCGACUAUCUGAGCGGUCCAGACUCGGAUAAACUUAUUGAUAAAGUUGUCAACACGUCAGUCUCAUUGUCCAGUGCAGAUUCAGAUCGUAUACGUCAACUAAUGACUCGCUUCGACGUCAUGGAGAAAGCAAUGUGUGGUUACCAGAAUGAUAAUGCUGACGUCCGGGAAACUCAAACCAAGAUGGAUGACAAACUAAAGUCCAUGUCCGAGUUGAUGCAGAAGACUAUAGAUAGAACAGACCUGAAGCAGAUGUCUCUGGAAAAGCGAGUGGCUCAGCUGUCCGAGACUCUGGACAAGGAAAAAGACAACCUCAGCAAACGUUUGACAACACAUCAAAAUGAGACAAAGGAUUUUAUAAAAAAGGAAAUGUUAGGUAACAUGAAAAGAGACGAAACAAUUCAAACCAUUGAGAAAAAAACGAUAGAAUUGUCAGCGGCGUUGAUCGAGACCUACAACAGCACAGCGGCCUGCGUUAACGACAUUAAUGCUCAUAUUGGCUCUCUGUCUAACCAUCUGAGUGAGCACAAGCAGGCGCUAAAUGAUCUGGCGACCAGGUGUGACAACAGCCAAGAGACUGAGAACCUUCUGAAUCAACAGAUUGAUAACCAUGGUGUCAGACUCGGAGACGCGGAAAGAAAGUUGCAGUCUGCUGACUUAGAGCUGAAGAGGGAAUCCAAGAAAGUGGACGCCAACUUUAAGGACAUUCACACUCUGAGCGGCAAACUUGAGAAACUGAAUGCAGGCGUGGGCGAUGUUAGAGAUAAACAAAAUGGCGUCAUCAAGACACUUCAGUCCGAACAGAAAAAACUGGAAAGUCUCAAAGAAGACUGGGACAAUGUUAAAAAAGAGGUACAAUCCCUACCUCGAAAGUGUGCCGACCAGAUGUUGCAAAGGACUGCGGUCGGCUUCACAGCGUGCCCACCUGGACUUUCCUCAGUCGACUUACAGGAGAACUCCAGAAUCACGAAGUUCACGGCCGUCGCCCACAACGCGGAGGGCUACUACGACCCCUCCACUGGUUACUUCACUGCCCCGACGACGGGCCUGUAUUUGGUUAGUGUCACGCUGUGCAGCUUAAAUCCCGGCCGUAUCAACGUCAACGUGAAACAUCGUCCCGUGAACCCGGGACGCGCUGACCGUAAGGUCAAGUCUGUGUGCCGCGUGUCCACCACGGCUGAGGACAACAGCGCCACCAGCGUCGGAGUGAUCAGGAUGGAGGUGGGAGACUCUCUAUACAUGGUGGCCGUCAACGCCUCUGACGACGCCGUACUUUCAUGUUAUUCCAGUUUCUCCUGUUUUUUACUAUGUUAAUGUUUAUGCCUCCUCUAUAUAAUGAUAUACUCAUAGCCUGCACGUAAGUUCCUUUAUUCAGCUUGCUAAUUCAUGGGAACUGGGUGGAAAAACCUGGACUCGGAUCUC
This is a messenger RNA of Biomphalaria glabrata, 1768 nucleotides long. RefSeq names its product restin homolog. Gene Ontology annotation, molecular function: protein binding. The record is from RefSeq and is a predicted model, not a curated record. The coding region runs from base 146 to 1660 and encodes 504 amino acids. The transcript has 6 exons. NCBI's taxonomy places the organism in Eukaryota, Metazoa, Mollusca, Gastropoda, Planorbidae.